AUGCGAUUGGACGAGUGUCGACUGGAGCUGUCGCAACACACGAACGACAACCUAGUGCUUCAAGUGCGUCAUUUCCAGGUGUCGCCAGGCAUUCGCAACAACACCUAUACGCUGUACAUGCUGCAGGAGGAACGGAACAAGUGCAUCGGCGCCGUGCAGAAGGUGGCGAACAUGAUCAAUCGCCGCGACCCCAAGAUCCACCACGACGUGCGCCUGUCCGUCUUCGUGCUCGCCGAGGUGGUAGACAACGUGCCCAACCCGCAGAGGAUCAGCGGCGCGCGCCCUUCACCUCGCGUCGCGGGCGUAGAGGCCUGGUGGUGGGCGUGCGCGACUGCCGUGGUCCUGGCGGCGUUCGGGAGAGAGCACACGAGCCUAGGAGGGAAGCUCUGCCACUUGUGAUACUGCUAGAGGGAAACCGCUUCCUAGAUAAGCUCCUAUGUGUGGUUUCGGCUCAGCGGAGCUUGUGAUAAGGGAGAGGGAGGCGAGAGGCUGUGCAAAUAAGGAAAAGCUCUUCAAGGAGAGUUUGCGCUCUCCGCCGCCCACGAGAGGCGAAGCGGAGGCAUGCCAUGCGGAAGUGAGGUCCUCGCGGCCAGACUGUACAGACUCUCUUCCGUCGGCUUAGGCUCUGACGCCAUGAACCGUGACUGCGAACCGGUCAUGAUGUGCUUGCUUGCGUUCAAGACACGCCGCUGGAUGGUCAUGGCAUAUGGACCUGCGGACGGAAUCCACACCGGGGGCCGCCGCAGCCUGCUUCUGUUCGGUGUCACUCGUAGUUACGUGUUUAUGACCUGCAGUUGUGUGGUAACCUGUUAAUGACCCGCAACUGUGUGGCAAC
Molecule: messenger RNA, 835 nt
Organism: Penaeus chinensis
Lineage: Eukaryota; Metazoa; Arthropoda; Malacostraca; Decapoda; Penaeidae
Exons: 3
Coding region: 1-399 (132 amino acids)
Source: RefSeq, a predicted model, not a curated record